Blastomyces dermatitidis ER-3 is the source of this 1905-nucleotide messenger RNA. RefSeq lists its product as uncharacterized. Bases 1 to 1905 code for a protein of 634 amino acids. Lineage: Eukaryota; Fungi; Ascomycota; Eurotiomycetes; Onygenales; Ajellomycetaceae. The transcript has a single exon. The record is from RefSeq and is a predicted model, not a curated record.
AUGACCUCUUUUCCACACCGGCGGGCUCCCGCCAUUACCCACACCAACGACCUAUACAAUCGAAUCCGAUCCCGUUCGUUUGAAAUCGAUGGGCCCCGACGGAGCAAACUUCGUCGCGUGGUUUCAACGAAGAGCAUCAGUCAGUACAUGGAUUCUUCAGAAUCUGUACCUAGUGAGCACAGCUCGCUCUUCGAUGCGGUCCUAGCCAGCUUUGAAUCAGAUGGUAGUAGGAGGCAGUCUGAACUUGACCGGUCAGAAGACCCUGGUCCGUCGAACUAUAUACCAACCACGCUCGGGAGGGAAGAUGCCGGUAUAUUUAAUUCGCGCCUAGCUCACUCACAUGGAAAAUGGCCGGGAAAGAAACUGGAGACCAUAGUUGAGCAAAAGAGUGCAUCUACGCUCAAAGCUUCACGAAUAUUCUCUGUCGGUGAUGUUGACGGACCUGGCAUAAAUCCGUCAUUGACUACACGAAGGGCUUUAUCCAACCCUCCUGAUCCUUUUGGUCGGAAGGUUUAUUCCUUCGAUGAUCUUGACCUCCCAACUCGCCGUCCAAAAGAUGCGGUCUCGCGUCUCCCAAACCGAUCGUCGUCUUCUGGAGCGAGCUUCGAGUUGCGCGGUUUGCUUCCUCAUACUUCCCCUGUCGAACCUACCCAACCGCUAUAUCCUCCCCCUGUUCGAUCCCCAACUCCGCCAGGCCUCCCGUCUUUUGGCUCGCGGGAAGCUAUCCACUAUAAUCCGAUCCAGGCCAACCGCUCUCGUCCUUCAAACCACCAGGGCCCAGCAUCACGCAGAGGGACGCAGCAAAGUUUAGCAGCAGAUGAUGAAGAAGACGACUCAUGUUGUGCUUCUGGCUUUCAGCGCCUCUUUGGUCUACCGUCCUGCAUGGUAGCUAGACAACCUGCGCUUCCUAACGGUGCCGUUGCCAGGGCUGAUGACGGUACAAUGGUUCGUGGUCGAUUUGGCGCCAGACAAAGUGGACAUGGUGUUGGAGCUGGCCCAACCUCACAAGGGCUAGAGAGCCAUCCUUUCCAUAGAAGCUCCUUACCAGCUGCCAGAGUCAAAGAUAGAGGCGAUGCCACAUCAGUUACGGCCGUUGUCGGCCAACAAAAUAGUCACAGGACUUGUACUUCACCUUCCCAAACAAACCAAGGUUACUCUUCCCCACAAACCAUGCCGCAAUCAUAUUCCUCCCUCCUACGGACCCAUAAUGCGCCGCACCUAGUGCCGCCACGGCGGUCUUGCCCAACUACAAGGAAUUGUGCGACGGGUAGUGCUACUUCUGUCCCUCUCCCAUCAUAUAUUGCUCAUAGAAGGCUCGAGGGCCCCCUCCCACGUUCUUCUGAAAUGAUCCAUCCCUCCAAUAGUACCAGUGGCUUAUAUACGCCUGGCCCUGAUGGUGGAGGGAAUGACGGUACCUCAACCACUUUUGCCUCAGUCACGCUUACCUCUAGCCAGCCCAAUCCCUCGCUUGAAAUUCCUGAGUCUCGCCAUGGGCAGAGGAUGUCAAGGCAAUCUGCUAUGAUUACGGAUAGCAAAACGGCCGGACUUUGGGACUGGCUUUUUAUGGAUUGCUUCUUUGUCUGCUGUGGAUUAUUCAGCGGCAACAAGCCUUCACAGAGUCAAAACCAACUUUCUUCGCAACAGCACAGUCGUUCUGCACUGGAUCCAACUGUAACAUCGGCAACGGCGACAGGCGAGCAAAUUCAAGCGUCAUUACACAGUAGUCAUGACCAUUAUCGUCGUCGGGAAAUGUCUUCUUCCACCCCGUGGACACCUGCGUGGGGAUGGCAGCCUCGAUGCUUUGGUGGUGAUGCUACAAUGGAUGAAGAAAUUGAAGUUGAAACCGCGACUGAGAUGCGGAUAAUGCGGCCGAUAAGGGCUCAAGCCACUGCCGUUAGAAAUUAG